Molecule: messenger RNA, 5673 nt
Organism: Nothoprocta perdicaria
Lineage: Eukaryota; Metazoa; Chordata; Aves; Tinamiformes; Tinamidae
Gene: TASOR2
Product: family with sequence similarity 208 member B
Exons: 24
Coding region: 622-5673 (1683 amino acids)
Biological process (GO): negative regulation of gene expression, epigenetic
Cellular component (GO): nucleoplasm
Source: RefSeq, a predicted model, not a curated record
GCCGGCGGGACGGAUUUGCAUCCGGAGUCGGAAGAGGCGAGUUCCCUUUUGCAGACAGCGGUUUCGGUGCUGCAGAGCUCCUACUUGGACUGUACAUCUCGGGACGGUUUUCAGUACAGCCAAGCAAUUCUGGUGGAAAACGAUGUUUUUGUAAACGAGCUCAAAGCUUUUGCCCAGGCCAAGGAAGCUGCUGGCUACAGCCAGGAGGAGCUGGAGGAAACCUUCGCGUUUCUCCUGUUUGACAACGAAGACGAGGCAAAAGAGGUGUGUCAGACAGGCCUGCGUGUAAACACCAGCUCCAUCUCCACACUCGGGGAUCCAGCAAAAGGCGUUUAUAUUUCCAAGUAUGCAGACUGCCUUCAUCCGAGACCCUGGCAUCACGGAAAAUCGGGCUACAUUGUCAUUUUUAAGCUAAUUAAGGGCAAGGUGAAGGCAGUAUGUGAGAAUCACAGCACCAGCUACACCUGCCCAUCACCAGGCUACGACUGCCACAUCGCCGUGAGCAGAAACACCGUGAGCAGCAGGACCAGCCCCUUCCAGGCCUUCGAGCAGAGCCAGUAUUACGUGUACGAAGUGUCCGGUGGCAGCGUCGCGGAGCGCCCCAGGCAGAUCUGCCCCUACAUGGUCAUCGCCUGCCAGUACAAGGAGCCCAAGGGGAUGCCCCUCGUAGCCAGAGAGAGCCUACCUGACCUUAAUCACAAAGCAUCUUACUGCCCAUGGAGGGGGCAGCUCUCCAUCCGAGGCCAGCUCUUGUGCAGCAUCGCCCUGCGGACCCCGUUCAGCUCCACGAUCCCAGCCCAGCUGCCCCCCAACCUGGACAUGAACCAUGUCAUGGGAUUAUCCGACUUGAAGAAAAAGCUCCCAGAAGCUGCCUUUGGGAAAAGCAACUACGUCAGGAAUGAAGUGUGUUUUCAAGGCAUUUACUUCAGCCUGUAUGAAGUGGAAAUAUCCAAUAAGGAGCAACAUAAAAUGGAUGAAUUAUUACAAAACCUGAAGGAGAAAGACUUGGCAAUCAUCAAAUAUUUACAAGACCGAGGCGCCCUCAUCCUGCUCACGUCCACUGCCCUGACGCGAGACGACGCAUUUGACCCCGAGGAGCCUGUCAGCCUCCUGGCCCUGUUCCUGUUUGCCUCAUCGCGGGAGGUGGGUCUGCAAGCUGACAAACAAGACCCAAAAGCUGAAAAGGAAGAGGGUGACAUCUCUUUGAAAAUAGCCUCAGUUUUGCCUGGGCUUCAGUACGCCGUGCAGAAAGCCACCAAGUCCUCACACAGGGAGCCCGUCAGCACCGGCGCACGAAUCAAACAGCACUUCCAGGAAUUUGCCAAACUUGAGCAAAAUGCACAGCCUACCUCUGGCCAACCCAACCCAGCUCCCCUUUCUUCUCUCCUGUCACCAGCCGAGGAGGAAGGUACUAAUCCCCUUACCAAAUGCUCCGAGCAGUCCUUUUCCCAGCUGCGGCAUUACCUCUCCGAUCCCAGCAGCUAUUCCCUGGAAAUCUCAGCUGCUCUGGGUUGCUUGGCCGGCGCCGCUCAGUCCCUUUGCUGCAGCUCGGAAGCUGUUUGUAACGUGGACUUCUCUUUAGUGGCGCCACUGGAUCCUGUUCCUCCCAACGUGACAGCCCUGCAGGUCGGGAAUGAAGCCCCCAAAGCUGCUGCGGGCCUGACCCAGGGUGGCAAAGGGACCACGGCAGAUGUCACCUCGGCCGGCAAGCUGCGGGUGCAGCAGAGCAAGAGGAAAUCCAGCCGAGCCAUCGUGAGCAGCAGCAGGAAGAAGUGGUCCCCCCUCAAGAUGCAAAUUCAUCCCGUGGGGGACGGCAGCAGAAACAGGAAAGCGACCAAGAAGAAAAAAAUCAACUUCGCUUUUCCGAAGAAGCCGGGACUCGCGGCCAGUCCCAGUGAGCCCAUGCUCAAAUUGGCCAAUUUGCAGUUUCCACACAGGAGGAAAAGAGGUGCAGAGGUCCUGUCUGCAGAAUUUGUGCACAAAACGCAGGCCGAGCCGCUGCAGGAGGCAACCAGCAGCCCUACAGGGGAAGCAAAGAGAGCGAAGAAGCUGAAGAAACCCAAUGGGAGGAAGGCUCCUAGCGCUCAGGCAGCCACAAAGCCACUGAAGAAGAAGAUGGUAAAAAGCCCCUCGAAGCCUCAAGCCAAAAAUCAAGAGGAAAGGGAGCCCAAGGAGUCAAUCUCCAUCCUGCCGAGCGAGACCCUCGGCAAAGAUCUUGGAGCGUCGAGUGUCGUGAGUGGGAUUUAUCCUGCCGAGGACGUGGAUCUGCAAGGGAACAACUACGAGUCGCACGCGCUGAACCUGCUGGCCGACCUGGCGCUGGGUUCCUGCAUCCCUGAACUUGUCCCUGCCGCCUGCGGCGCCGCGACGGAGCCGCGGGGCCAUCGCAGGCCCCGGCCGUCGCGCUCGGCGUUCGACCACGAGUACCACCGAGUGGACCGGCUGGCCACCGCGGGCACCUCGCCCAACCACAAGCUGGAAAAACCCGCCGGAAAAACGGAUUUAAAAAAGGACUCAGGCCCGAUUUCCAGGGAGAAAAGUCCAGGCGUUUCCAGCAAGAAGAGCAACCCAAGCCCCAGCGCUGCGAAGCUCCACGAGGCUCAGGAGCCCGAGGUGACCAGGCCCUCCUUCAUCUGCUCCGAGCACUCGUACGCCUCGCAGAUGCCCGAGCACGCGAGGAAGCCACCGCAUCCCAGGGGAACGCCGCAUCCCACGGCCUGGGCCGCCCGGAACGGGCCCAGGAGCGGCCGCCCGGGGCCGCCCGUGGGGCAGGGGCUGCCCUUCCACCCACGGCAGAGCGGCGGCCCCACGGACAACUUCGCCCGGACGCACACGGUGCGGCGCUGCGGCGGCUCCGUCACCGUGACGUGCCGCUGCGAGGCCGGCUACCUCUUCAGCCUGGACAGCAGGUACACCCGGGACGCCCUGGAGAAGACCGUCAUCCGUGCCCUACAUGGGCCCUGGGACUCCGACCUGCCCGACGACGUGGAGGAAACGAAGCUGAUCCUUCACAUGUGGGUGGCUCUCUUCUACAGCAAGCCCAGCAAGCUCCUGAGCAGCACCAGGAAGGUGGUGGAGCACAGCAACCCCAAGAAGUUCGUGUCAAUAAACAGCACGGGGGACUUUCUGGAGUUGAGUGACGACAGCGAGGACGGUUUUGGGUUGGAGACGUGUCCUGCAGACUCCCAGUCGGACCCCGACCGCCUGCCCAGCUUGCCCAAGCCCGGCGCACGAUCCCAGGGACCUUUUUGCACGGAGCAGAGCCCUGCAGACUCGCAGACGGACUCAGACGGCGCCCAGGGCCUCGUGGAUAGCACGGUGUCUUCUUCUGUAGGGGAGCUGCCCUGCGUGGAGGAGCCAUCAUCCACAAGCCAUCCCGAGAGCCCUUCCCUCUCCACUCGUGCCCGUGAGAGCAGCCCGGCGGCGGAAGAGGCGCCUGCCACUCCGGAGGAGCCUCCCGGUGAGGGACCGCUGGACCCUGCGGUCGCCCCCGGCCCUUCGGAGGAGCUCGGUGAUCCCAGCGAGUCCCCGUCCACACUGGCCAGGGGGGAAAAGCCGCAAGUUGGAGCCCUGGGAGGGAUGGGGACGUUGGACGCGGGAGAGUGCCGAGAUGGCGACCCAUGCGCGGCACCUCCUGCAGCCCAGCACGGACACGGGGCAGAUCCGUGUGGCCCCGAGCCGCCCAUGGACUCCAGAGCACGGACCCCGGAGCGCGCGUCCCCCGCGGGACGGUGCCCGAACCCCGGCUCCGUGUCCCAGGAGCAGCCGGGCGCCCGGCGCCGCGCAGGGAGCUGUGAGGCAGCCGGCGGCCGCAGCGGCGCCGCUGCCGCCUGCCCGGCGCCCCUCGUGCUGCUCGGGGAGCCCAGCGCGCUCGCCGUCCCGGAGCGCGCACACGGAGCCACCCCCAUUCCCUCCUUUCUGGAGACGCUGCUCCGGACCCGCCGGGAGACGUCACCGGAGCUCUGUGACACCACGGAUGUUUCGGAUGCGCUGCUGGGAGCAAAGUGGUUCCCCGGCACGGAGGGACACGCGGCCUCCACGCACGGCUCCUCCUGCAGCGACUCAGACCGGGAGGACUUUGGAGGGACCAUCUGUCAGCUCCGCACGUCCCGGGCUUCCUACAGCAUGAAAUCCAUGGAUGCCGCAGACGCCGGGAGCAGCUGGGACGUGUCCUCGGGGAGCUCGGAGCAGGCGGACGGGCGCAGCGAGGGCUGGAGGUCGCCGGGAGCGCCGCAGCGCUGGUGGCAGCCUGAGCCGCCCUACGUCAGUAUCACGGACGACCGAGGCGUCCCCAGGGACUACGUGAACUUCACCGUGACCAGAAGGCACCGGGACGCGGCGGGAACUCGGCAGCCGGAGAUGGGAUGCGGCCGGCACGGGCGGCACUCGCAUCUGCUGCGGUCACUGCUGGGGACUAGGAGGACUUCCCCGGGGGUCACACAGGACACGCUGGACCUGGAGUGUCUCCGCUUCCAUUAUAAGCUAAAGCAGAUCCUGAGGAGCAGGAAACCACCCUCUUCUACCUCUGAGAGCAUCUUCCCAAAAGACUCCGCUGUGCCGGGGUCGCCCGAGCGGCGUCCCGGCCAGCGCAGCCCCUUGCGGGUGACGCUGCUGCCCUCGGCCACGGGGCCGGCCGGUGUCACGCGGUGCCCACGGAGCCACGCGGCCCCCGGGCACCUCCGCAAGCUCCGCUAUGAUGGGGAGCCCCGCGCGGCGCGGGGGGACAUCGCCCUCAUCCUCGCCGAGUACGCCGAGCUGGGCCGGGUGCUGCGGGGCCGGGCGGGCGCGGGGCCGGCGCGCGGGGCCGCCGCGGCACCCGGCGCCUCGUGUCCCCGCCGGCGGCCGCCCGCCUUCGAGGACACCAUCGCCGCCCUGUGCAGCGCCCUGCGCUGCCGCCUGCGCCGCGUGGCCCGCGACGCCAGCGCCCGCGCCGGCCUCUUCUACCUGGUGGAGACGGGCGAGGACCCCUUCUUCGCCAGGACCAAGGCCUUGCUGGAGGAGGGCGGCCACAAGGAGACGGAGCCGCUGAGCUUCUGCAAGGCCCCGCGCCUCGAGGCCGAGCGGCUGCUGGUCGUCAUCAGGAACGAGGACAUUUCUUCGCACAUCCACAAGGUGCCGUGUUUGCUGAGGCUGAAGCACUGCCCCAACGUGGUGUUCGCCGGGCUGGACCAGCCCGAGGACCUGCCGGGGCGCACGUACCAGGAGCUCUUCCAUACGGGCGGCUUCGUGGUCUCGGAUGACGAGGUGCUGGAGACGGUCACGCUGGGGCAACUGAAGGAGGUGAUGAAGGUGCUGGAGAAGCUCAACAGCAGCGGCAGGUGGAAGUGGCUCCUUCACUACAAGGAGAGCAAGAAGCUCAGAGAAGCCCUCAGGCUGGACGCCACCGCCCGCAAGAAGAACCUGCUCCUCAGGUCGUGCCAAGGGGCCGACCUGGUCGAGGUGCUGCACUACCACGCGUGCGACGCCGCCGCCUCGCGCCGCGCCGAGGCCCUGCGGUGCUUGCUCAGCCUGCAGGUGCAGCACAUCAGCGCCAGGUUCGCCGUGUACCUCACGGAAAAACCCGGUGUCAGCAAGGAGGCCUUUGAAAGCCAAGGCAUCCUGGUGGCCGACGUCAACACCUUCCUCGGCACCGUGCAGAAGGCGGCUGCCCCCUUCCAAAGAAGCUACUGGUAA